CCACGCAGGUUUCUCUGGGACCUUGUAAACAUCGAACAUGGCCCCUGAGCUCCUCUGGUGAACGGUAGUCGUGGUCCCGGGUCUCAGGUUUCAGACGAGGGGCCUCCUGACGGGGCCCGGUGACGUGGAGCAGGAGGAGGAGGAGGAGGAGGAGGAAGAGGAGCAGCGGCUCUGCUGGAGCCUCUCAGCCGUCUUCAGUCGUCUCUCUCCUGCGGGACACAUGGGGUCAGUGCGGGGCUGUGCGGGUUCACUGUGACGGAUGAGCGACGAGGACGCGGACGCACGCACACCCCGAUGAGAGCGCGCGCUAAUUAGGAAAACCUGGUCGAGCAAUUAAGCGCGAGGAGCAGACGUCGACGCGCGACCUGCAGGGAAGCUCGGUCCGGUCAGCGCGACCCAGAGAAGCGAGUGUUACGCGCAGAGCUUGGUUUUCUCCGCGGGACGAGGCUGGAGCAGUGCGCACGACCGUGAGUCCUGUUUGCGUCACUUCUACACGCACAUCUCAUCACGCAACGGCUUGAAAAAGCUGAUCUCGCUCCCCCCCUCACCUCGCCACCAUGAGCUGGAGCUUCCUCACCCGUCUGCUGGACGAGAUCUCCAACCACUCCACCUUCGUGGGGAAGAUCUGGCUGACGGUGCUCAUCGUCUUCCGCAUCGUGCUGACGGCGGUCGGCGGUGAAACCAUCUACUACGAUGAGCAGAGUAAAUUUGUCUGCAACACGCAGCAGCCCGGGUGUGAGAACGUGUGCUACGAUGCGUUCGCACCACUCUCACACGUUCGAUUCUGGAUCUUUCAGGUCAUCAUGAUCACCACCCCAACCAUCAUGUACCUGGGAUUCGCCAUGCACAAGAUCGCCCGCAUGGACGACAGCGAGUACCGACCGACCUGCACCCAGAGGAAGAGGAGGAUGCCCAUCGUCAGCCGAGGAGCCGUCCGUGACUACGAGGAGGCGGAGGACAACGGCGAGGAAGACCCCAUGAUCGCUGAGGAGAUCGAACCUGACAAACCCGACAAGCCAGAGAAAAGUGCAGAGAAGAAGCAUGACGGUCGGCGGAGGAUCAUGCGUGACGGCCUGAUGAAAGUCUACAUCUGCCAGCUGCUGUGGCGCUCGUCCUUCGAGGUCGCCUUCCUGUUUGGCCAGUACAUCCUGUACGGCUUCGAGGUGAUCCCCUCCUAUGUCUGCACUCGCUCCCCGUGCCCGCACACGGUGGACUGCUUCGUGUCGCGCCCCACGGAGAAGACCAUCUUCCUGCUGGUGAUGUACGUGGUGUCCUUCCUCUGCCUGCUCCUCACCCUCCUGGAAAUCGUCCACCUGGGGAUCGGCGGGAUCCGCGACACCUUCCGCAGUCGGGCUACCCUCAACGCUCGAACCUCGCAGCCGCCCUCCUCCAUGCCGACGGCGCCGCCAGGAUACCACGCCACCAUGAAGAAGGAGAAACUAAAAAAAGGGUUAAGGCAUUCGCCCAUAGCCGACUCCGGGAGGGAGAGUUUUGGGGACGUGGCGAGCUCGUCCAGGGAGCUGGAGCGGCUGAGGAGGCACCUGAAGCUGGCGCACCAGCACCUGGACCUGGCCUACCAGGCAGAGGAAGGGAGCCCGUCACGGAGCAGCAGCCCGGAGGUCAACACGCCCGCACAGACCGCCGCCGAGCAGAACCGCCUCAACUUUGCCCAGGAGAAACAGGGAGAGGCCAGCGAGAAAGGAAUACAUGCCUGAGCGUGCUUCCUGCCUCAAACGUCUGUUCUUCCAUUCCUACUGGCCUUAAACACAUGGGGGAAGCACAUAUGGGAAUGCAGUCAGACCACUGAGGGAGACCAAAGUGUGCGUGUGUGUUUGUUUUUGUGUGUUUGUGUGUUUGUUUGUGUGUGUGUGUGUGCGUGGAUGAGAGAAUUGAGCCUUUCAGUAUUAGGGGUCAGUCCAAAAAAGAAAAAGAGGGAGAAACGCUGACCCAGCUGUGUUGUGACAAAUGCUUCAUCUCCACGACUGUAAACUUGAACGCCUGCCACAUCUCCGAUCUCUGCUCGCCAGCCUGCGUCCAAACCUCGUCUCCACCCUGCUCCCACUCGCCACGAAACCCUGGUCCCGUUCAGACCUGGAUCCACAUGAGAUUCCAAGCUCCUCCGGCUGCCUCCUCCUUUUGCUUUUCAUAAAGUUCAGACUCUGUCGAGGCUCGUCGUCCUCCGACAGAAUCUCAAACAGCGCCGCCUCGGGUUAUAUCAUUUGUGGAGCGUGCAGAGCAGCGCUAACCAGAUCAGAUGUUGGGGAUUAGUGGAGCCAAACCUUUUCAGAAAAGAUAUUUGAAGCCUCCAUGUUUACUCCAAUCUGCCAAAAUGUUUACCUGGGAAAUGCUUGAAUUCUUUAUGGAAGAGAAUACUUUUUUUGUACAAUCAUUUCAUUUGAAAUACUCAAUAAUACUUUUUUUUUUUUUAAAGACCACAUCUGUAGAUUAGUAGUUUAGAAGGACGUGUUCGACGGUGGCCACUUAGAUGUUGCUGAUCCUUUAAUUCUCCAGAUAUAAACCCAUUUACAUUGUUCUCCGUUACAGUUAAACGUUAAUUUCAUUUCUCUUAGCGAAGCGGCUGGAAACAUCUGUCUCCAAGGCUACUGUCCACAGUCAAAACUCCAUCCUUGUCUUUUGAAAUUUACAUUCUUCUUUGGUGAGACACAUUUUCCAUCCUGGACGUGCACCGCUGCUCCUCCUCUCCGCUGCAGCAUGGAGGCCGUGGUGCGUCCUGGAGAGGAUGACAGCUGCCGACACGGUGCCAUGUAAACACACACCAGCUCCCACUUUCUUCUUCCUCCUCUUCUGUAGCUUUCGUUGUUCGUGCAGAGUUUAUUGUUUGUUGGUUUUAUGAUCUGUGGCUGGAAGACUCCAAAGACCACUUUGCCAAAGCAGCUGUUUGAUGCUGUUCCUUGUUUUCAUCUCACUUCCAGUUCUGCUACUUUUCUCAAGGUCCGACAUUUCAUGUUGAAUAUUGUACGUCAGCGGUUUAUACUUGUUCCUUUUCUAUUGCAAGUUUUGUAGUUUUUGUAACUGUAGAGAUUAUUUUGUCUUCAGAGUAAAUAAAUAUAUUUGAACGAGAA
Hippoglossus stenolepis (Pacific halibut) is the source of this 3083-nucleotide messenger RNA. RefSeq names its product gap junction gamma-1 protein. Bases 558 to 1715 code for a protein of 385 amino acids. NCBI's taxonomy places the organism in Eukaryota, Metazoa, Chordata, Actinopteri, Pleuronectiformes, Pleuronectidae. Gene Ontology annotation, biological process: cell communication. The transcript has 6 exons. The record is from RefSeq and is a predicted model, not a curated record. Gene Ontology annotation, cellular component: connexin complex.